AUGUCUGACAACCAGUACAGCCUCAAAGUCUACAUCUCCGACGAAUCCUUGACUGCACUCAAGGAAUACGGAUACAGACUUUGCAUCGCAAAGGAAGUAAACGGCAAAUACAACGUCGUGUUCCAAGGUGUAAACAAACUCCUGUUCCAGAACACGUUCCGAUUCGAAGACCGUUACCGCGUCUUUGGCACGAACUCGUUCUCAGACGGCGCGUUGGUAGAGGCAUCCACGAAGAAGAACCCAAUCUUGGGAGGUCAAGAGAUCACAUUGAGCUCCGCUGGCGUGUUCGGCCCUGCAUCUGGGCCAGUGAAUCCUGCAGCAGGAUUCACUGUUCACAACCAGUACACGGACCCCAUCCACUUCGGUGUUGACGCGCUUAUCGGCAGCGAGUACAGCUCCAUCUACGUUGCUGAGAAACCAGUUCUGUCUGGAGACGUCUUCUUGACACCCAAGAAGAAACUCUUGGUCUGGUUCGAGCAGAACCUCGAGACGGACAUGAUGAUCUCGCGCGCCAUCACCAAUUCCAUUAGGGUAAGCAGCUACCUUUCACUGUUGUGGGAUUUCAACCGUUUGACUGAGAAUGCCUCUCCGCUUUACCUUCAGCUCGACUUUACGACCACCAGUGACAUUACAAUCAACUACACGGCACCAAAAGAUGCACCUGCUAAAGGAGUCUGGUCAUAUGGACCUCUCGUGGUGCUUGGACAGACGUACCACCCAGAGACGAAUACAUUUUCUUUGACCCCGGCUAUUCUGCCGACUGCCGAGGAGCUGGUUCAGUUGACCAAGCUUUUGCAACUUGAACCUCCCUCCCAGAGCGGAGGUCGGCUUGCAAUCACGAAUGGUGAUGCUCAGGGCAAAAAUUAA
Molecule: messenger RNA, 867 nt
Organism: Marasmius oreades (fairy-ring Marasmius)
Lineage: Eukaryota; Fungi; Basidiomycota; Agaricomycetes; Agaricales; Marasmiaceae
Exons: 3
Coding region: 1-867 (288 amino acids)
Source: RefSeq, a predicted model, not a curated record